UUUCGAAAAUAUGUAAAAAGCGUUUCCAUGCUGAUUGUACCAUGAAUCGUUAUAUUACACUGACCCAACUGGGUGAUGGAACCUAUGGAACUGUUGUAUUGGGACAGCGUAAGGACACAGGCGAAAAGGUGGCUAUAAAGCGAAUGAAAAGAAAAUAUUAUUCGUGGGAGGAGGCGAUGAAUUUGCGUGAAGUGAAGUCGCUAAAGAAACUAUCGCAUCCGAAUAUUGUAAAGCUCAAGGAGGUGAUCAGAGAGAACGACACCCUGUAUUUUGUAUUUGAAUAUAUGAAGGAGAAUCUGUAUCAAAUGAUUAAGGAUCGUGAUACACACUUACCGGAACCGGAGCUAAAAAGUAUUCUCUUUCAGGUUUUGACGGGUUUGGCUUUUAUGCAUCGUCACGGGUUUUUUCAUCGGGAUUUAAAGCCGGAAAACUUGUUGUGCUCGGGCCCCGAGCUCAUCAAGAUUGCCGACUUUGGACUUGCACGGGAAAUACGAUCGCGACCGCCUUUUACGGAUUAUGUAUCCACGCGUUGGUACCGUGCUCCCGAGGUGUUGUUGCAUUCAACGAAUUAUGGCAGUACCAUUGAUCUCUGGGCCAUGGGCUGUAUUAUGGCCGAGUUGUACACCUUUCGACCGCUUUUUCCAGGCAGCAGUGAGGUGGAUCAGUUGUUUAAGAUAUGCUCUGUUUUGGGAACACCCGGCAAGAGUGACUGGCCAGAUGGAUAUCGGCUGGCGGCAAUGAUACAUUUUCGUUAUCCCGAUUGCAUCAAGGUGCCACUGAGCAGCGUUGUGAGCCGUUGCAGCCAAAAUGGGCUGGAUUUGCUGGAGGAUCUGCUGGCCUACGAUCCGGAUAAACGGCCAACGGCACAGCAAAGCCUCAAGUAUCCAUAUUUCCAUGCACUGAAGCGCAUCUCACCCACGGCGGCAACAAAGGCGAAUGUGAAGCUGAGCUCCAAGUAUGGAUCCUCGUCGAAUGGUAUUGGUGCCGAUCAUCUUGUGCUACCUCCCACUGUGUCAAAUAAUGUGCUUCCGGUGCAGGAGAAGCUGCAAGCCGUGACUGAGCUCAUACAUCACAGCAACAACAACAAUAACAACAACAACACGAAUAACAACAACACGAGCAACAACAAUGCGAAUAACAACAACAAAAGUCAAGGGAAAGCAUUGUUUAAUAAUAAAAAUGUGAGCAUGCCAAUGAAAUAUCAGCCAAAGCUGAGCUUCCUCUCCAGCAAUGAAAUGUCCAGCGUGAUUGUGCCGCCCACCACCGACUCGAACGGCAUGGGCGUGGCCAUGCAGGCUCCGCCUCCACAGCAACCACAACAACAACAACAACAUCUGUCGGGCAAAGAGUCCAUCAAUGAUAUUUAUCUCAAUCGCAACAUUUCGCAGCUUUUUGGUUUACCAGCACCACUGCAACCACAACAGCAAUCACAGCAACAACACCAUCCCAAUGUCUCCUUCAGCAACACUUCGACCCGCAACGGUGGCGCCAUCUACGUCAACGGUAGUCAAUUGAACUAUGAUACGGCCAAUAAGAACGCCAAGAACAACGGCAGAUUGGGGAUUCCCCUUGGUGGCUACUACGUGCAGACGCGAUCCACUCAACUGCAACCCGAUGCCAAGGUCUACAACAUGUUCUCCAAGGUCAGCGCCUCUCAGGCGCCGCCAAACAUCAUAGUUCGACAACAGCAACAACAGCAACAACAACAGCAGCAACAACUCCCACAUCCUUUCGAUUCCACAUCCUUGCUCAAUGGUGCUGCUAUUCGACUGUCGGCGCGGUCGCAGGCGGAACCAGCGGAGACGAGGGGAAGCUCAAUGAAAGUGGACGAUCUGGAUCGCAUUCUGGGUUCGAAGUUGAAAACGUCGGCGAAACGACAACGCAACGCCAAGUCGAACAUCCUGCUGGAGGAUCUGUUUGGGCAUCUGUCCAUGGACUCCGACAGCGAUGGCAAGUAUCCGCAUACAGUGCCACCCACGCAGCAGGCGAAGAGUGGACAAACGACGACAAGCUCCCAAAAUGGACGCGACUUCUUCAGCGAGAAGUUCAAGCGAGCGUCCAAAAAGAAAAGUCCCAACAGCCUGGAGGCGAAUAAUGGAAGUAGAACGGACUCGAUGUCCACAAAUGCGUAAGUAGAGAGAGCUGAGAAGGCAGCAACAUUUCCCUGGGAUGAGACGAACAAGACGGAGGAUGAGAAGCUAACAGCCUGGAUGGUCGCAGAGAAUGGAUCUUUGUUGGAAAACAAGUUUUGAAACGGAAAUAUCAUUAAUGUCGUCGUACCUGAAACCUCUGAAACCCUUGCGAGUAAAAAUAGAUUUCAACUAUUUUUCAUCACGAGCCCUUCUAUGUUUUCGUUGAACUGAUUGCAUAUGUACUAAAUGACUCUUCAUGAUCUUGUAAAUUAACGUAAGCUUAAGUCUAAUUAGAUGUGUUUAUGAAAUCCAUUAAU
This is a messenger RNA of Drosophila innubila, 2449 nucleotides long. Its product is annotated as serine/threonine-protein kinase dyf-5. Gene Ontology annotation, molecular function: ATP binding; protein serine/threonine kinase activity. Gene Ontology annotation, cellular component: cilium; cytoplasm; nucleus. The record is from RefSeq and is a predicted model, not a curated record. The transcript has 7 exons. Lineage: Eukaryota; Metazoa; Arthropoda; Insecta; Diptera; Drosophilidae. Gene Ontology annotation, biological process: protein phosphorylation; intraciliary transport; intracellular signal transduction.